This is a messenger RNA of Rubroshorea leprosula, 1568 nucleotides long. NCBI's taxonomy places the organism in Eukaryota, Viridiplantae, Streptophyta, Magnoliopsida, Malvales, Dipterocarpaceae. The record is from the annotation of a GenBank genome assembly.
UGUUUUGGAAUUAAUGCAGGCACAGAAUUGUGGAAGGUGUAUCAGUGGCUAACAAAGAAGAAGGCUGAGGGUGGUGGAUUAUGCAUUUUAAUUGAAGAGUAGGGUGUGCAGAAGCAAUAAAAAAAUGGCUUUCGAGCCAUUGGAUUGGUUUUGCCGUCCGGUGGCUAAUGGGCUGUGGACAAGAGCAGUGGCUAAUGCCUUUGGUGCAUACACACCCUGUGCUACUGAUUCUCUGGUCAUCAGUCUAUCUCACUUGGUGCUAUUGGCUCUGUGUGUCUAUCGAAUAUGGCUGAUCAAGAAAGAUUUCAAAGUCCAGCGGUUCUGUCUGAAGUCAAAGUACUACAAUUAUUUAUUGGCAUUAUUGGCUGGUUAUUGUACUGCUGAGCCGCUGUACAGAUUGAUGAUGGGUAUUUCAGUUUUGAAUUUAGAUGGACAGACUGGUCUUGCUCCUUAUGAGAUUGCAUCCUUGAUAAUUGAAGCUCUUACAUGGUGCUCUCUGCUGGUGAUGAUUGGAGUGGAAACUAAAGUGUACAUCCACGAAUCUCGAUGGGUUGUCAGAUUCAGUCUUGUUUAUGCUUUGGUAGGGGAUGCAGUGAUGCUCAAUCUGAUAUUUUCAGUGAAGGAGUUCUGUAAUAGCUCUGUACUGUAUCUGUAUCUCAGUGAGAUCUUGGUUCAGGUUUUGUUUGGAAUACUCCUCCUGGUAUACCUCCCUGAUUUGGAUCCUUAUCCCGGUUACACACCAAUGAGGACCGAAUUGGUUGAUGAGGCUGAAUAUGAAGAACUUCCUGGAGGAGAGCAAAUAUGUCCUGAAAAGCAUGCCAAUAUAUUUUCCUGGAUAUUCUUUUCAUGGAUGAGUCCCCUCAUGCAGCAAGGGUAUAGAAGACCUAUUACAGAGAAGGAUAUCUGGAAGUUAGACACAUGGGAUAGGACAGAAACAUUGAAUGAAAUAUUUCAGGAAUGUUGGGCUAAAGAAAUGCAAAGGCCUAAACCAUGGCUUUUAAGGGCAUUGAAUAGUAGCCUAGGAGGAAGGUUUUGGUGGGGAGGUUUCUGGAAGAUUGGCAGUGAUCUCUCCCAGUUUGUGGGGCCGCUUGUUUUGAACCACCUGCUACAGUCCAUGCAACAAGGUGAUCCAGCUUGGACUGGUUACAUCUAUGCAUUCUUAAUUUUUGCUGGAGUGGCUGUUGGGGUGUUAUGUGAAGCUCAGUAUUUUCAGAAUGUCAUGCGUGUUGGUUUUCGGUUGAGAGCUACCUUGGUUGCUGCUGUAUUCCGCAAAUCUCUUAGGCUAACUCCUGAGAGUCGUGCGAAAUUCACAUCUGGAAAAAUAACCAACUUGAUGACAACUGAUGCUGAAGCACUUCAGCAAAUAUGUCAAUCACUUCACACACUGUGGUCAGCUCCCUUCCGUAUUGUUUUUGCAAUGGUUCUCCUUUAUCAGCAGCUUGGUGUUGCUUCUCUUCUUGGUGCAUUACUGCUGGUUCUUCUGUUCCCCAUACAGGUAUGUGAUUUUUCUCUCCUACCUAUUUCUUUUUCUAUCUUUUAAAUUAUUGAUUUGACAGUGCAACUGUUGC